AGGAAGCGAGUCAGUCGCUUCAUUGGUUUAAUGCUACCUGCCCUGGGAAGAAUACCGGUAAAUGUCAUUACAUCUGUUCUUACAAACAUUCUCCGCUCACAAAAACUUAAAAGAAUAUCAUCUGUCGGCCAAGAACUGUGUGGAGCUGAUUCGGUUGAUGUGAUGAACAGUCCAGGAUCAGAGGGGCCUGGGGAGGAAGCUUCUGUGGAGUUUGUCUACUGCAGAGGUGUAGUCACAGAGCUGCUCAAAUAUGGACCAAAAGACCUGCAUACAGCCAGCAAGAGCCCAAACUCUCCCAAAACUCUCAUUCUUGUCAUUCCAGGUAACCCAGGUGUGGUGGGCUUCUACAAGACAUACAUGUGGACACUGUAUCAGACGUUUCUCCAGAGAUAUCCAGUGUGGGCUGUGAGCCAUGCUGGACACUGUAUGCCUCCAGAAAGCUUUGAUAUGAUUGAAGAUGCAUCUGUGACUGAGAAGGAGGAUGUUUUCGGAUUAGACGGGCAGAUUGAACACAAGCUGGCCUUCCUACGAAAGCACGUGCCUCGGGACACCAACUUGCUUCUGAUUGGCCACUCUAUCGGCUGCUACAUCAUCCUGGAGAUGAUGAAGAGAGACCCAGAACUGAAGGUUGUGAAGGCGGUGAUGCUCUUCCCCACAAUUGAGCGCAUGGCCUGCAGUCCUCAAGGAAAAGUCAUGACCCCUGUGCUCUGCCGGCUGCGAUAUGCCUUCUAUUUGCCCAUUUUCCUGCUCUCUCUCCUUCCAGAGAGGCUGAAGGUCGGCAUUGUGCGUCUGGCCCUGAGGAAUUUAGAUGCACUGGACAACUCCAUUAUCCCAGCCACCGUCAGCCUGAUCAAUGUAGAUUGUGCUGCCAACGGUAUGUACAUGGGAAGCCAAGAAAUGAGACUGGUUGUUGAAAGAGACAACACAACCAUACAUCAACACCUCAGCAAGAUUAUUUUUUACUAUGGAGCCACGGAUCACUGGUGCCCAGUAAAGUAUUGCCAUGAUAUCAGGAAGGACUUUCCUGAAGGGGACAUUCGGCUGUGUGAGAAAGGCAUCCGGCAUGCUUUCGUCCUGGACGCAGGGGAGGAAAUGGCUAAAAUGACAGCAGAGUGGAUCUCAGAUGACCUCAGGAUGCUCUGACAGUGGAUACAAGUUUAGCAUUUUAUCCACUCUAAUGUUUGCAAGCUAUGAAUUGUAACUAUUGCAUUAGUGACCGUUUCUUUGGGCUGUACAUAUUGUAAGCCAUCCAGCCUAGUAUAAAUGUCAAAAAAUGUUCUGUGAGCACUCGAAGAAUGAUUUUUCUACAACACUCUCAGUAUUAAAAGUACAAAACCUGUCGCUGUGGCAGUACCUUUUAAAAAGGUAUGUUUUGUACCUAACCGGUCCACAUUUCUACCUUGGAAAUAGGCUCACAGUGUGAGUUUUAUCAUUUUUUAAUCCCUUCAACCAAUUUCUGGGUCAAUUUCUGGGUCUUUGAACUUAGCUUAGCAUAAAUCAUUGAAUCGGAUUAGACCAUUAGCAUCUCGCUUAAAAUUUUCAAGAAAGAGUUUUGGUAAUUUUCCAAUUUAUAGUCUGAUUCUUCUGUAGUUACAUUAUGUAUUAAGACUGAUGGAAAAUGUUAUUGCACCUGCUGAAGCCAUCAGAAUAAAGUUCAUAGCCCUAUCGACCUAGAAAAUUGCACUUUUUCAUUUCCCAUCAGUCUUAGUACACAAUGUAACUACAGAAGAGUAAAGCUUUAAAUAUAAAAAUGAUCGGAACUUCUUUUGAAUUAUUUUUUGAAUGAGAUGCUAACGGUAAUCCAAGCAUAAUCAAUGAUUUAUGCUAAGCUAAAAGUUCUCCGGUCACACCUGGAAAUCAUUGGCUGAAUGGAUUAAAAAAAAAACAGUAGCAGAAUUGUAAAAUGAACCUAUUUCUAAAAACAUGGAGUGUUCCUUUAAAGGAGUAUAUUACAAGCUAAAAAGUACAAAUGUAUACCUCAUAGUACCUGUGAGUGGUUCUGAAUGAAAAAAAGCAUCAAAACAUACCUUACCAGCAUAUGCAGCAUUUCAGCAGAGUGCUCCUCCAUGACAUUUAGUAAACUGUAUCUAUAACAAAGAGUUGCAAAUAUGCAGAUAAUAUAACAACUUAUUGAUAAAAAUACAUCACAUUUAUUUGCUCUGCACUGCUGUGGUCUGUGGAUUAAACGAAGAAUGAGCUGAAAGAUGGGGAGGAGCCGAAAUCUGCUGCCAUUUUCAUAUUAAAUUUAAAGGGUACUAAAUCCAUUACAAAUUUGUGUACAGCUCAUAGACCUAAUGUGAAAAAAAUUUGCGGUGCUAAGUAUAAUUUUAUGGGGCUAAAGCGCUUUACAAAUCCUCAUCCAUCAACAGUGGGCAGCAAACACCAGGAUGACGCGAUGGCAGCCAUCUCUAGAAUCUCAGUACAUGAAGUGAAGCAAUGACAUGUGGAGCACAAGUAUCAAUUCAUUUUUAUUAUUCAUUUUUUAUAAUAACAUUAAAAUUUCUUAAACUAAAAAAAUAAUAGAUGAUUAACAAGAUUCCGCAGCCUGAUAUGAAUACAUUGUCCUCUUGAUGUGGAGUUGGGAAUUUUUUUUUAGCAAAAUAUUAUAGAAUUUUAUAUAUAAAUAUAAAAAACAUAAGAUGGACAAUAGAGUAAGAUUGAAAAUGUGUAUGCUAUGGUUUAAUUAAAAUACUGAACAAAGACCAAAAAAAAAUGUCCAAAGAAUUUCUUUCAUUUUUUUUAUU
Molecule: messenger RNA, 2744 nt
Organism: Danio aesculapii
Lineage: Eukaryota; Metazoa; Chordata; Actinopteri; Cypriniformes; Danionidae
Gene: ldah
Product: lipid droplet associated hydrolase
Exons: 7
Coding region: 31-1143 (370 amino acids)
Biological process (GO): lipid storage
Cellular component (GO): lipid droplet
Molecular function (GO): lipase activity
Source: RefSeq, a predicted model, not a curated record